Messenger RNA from Rhopilema esculentum, 981 nucleotides. RefSeq lists its product as uncharacterized. Gene Ontology annotation, molecular function: O-methyltransferase activity; S-adenosylmethionine-dependent methyltransferase activity. Lineage: Eukaryota; Metazoa; Cnidaria; Scyphozoa; Rhizostomeae; Rhizostomatidae. The record is from RefSeq and is a predicted model, not a curated record.
ACCACAUCCACUAUUCUGUGCUAUAACUGUUUCAGCCUUGAGUCAAAAUGGCGGAUCUACUAAAAAUAACUGCACCAUCGCUGUUGGUCACAACGGGGGUGGCUGUCGUUUCUCUAGGCGUUGGGUAUUAUUUUGGUUCAAUCAAAAAUAAGAAUAAAAGCCGAACUUUGAAAUCGAACAUGAAUAAAGAGGAUCCAUUGAUGAAAUAUAUAUAUGAUCAUUCGUUAAGAGAGCCAUCGUUCCUUAGAGAUCUUCGCGAGGAGACUCAAGUGAAGACUGGAAGCCAGAUCAAAAUGAUCAUAGAUCCGCUGGAGGCACAGUUUCUAAGACUUCUUUUGAAGUCAAUGGGAGCUAAGAGAUGUAUAGAGGUCGGGACAUUCACUGGAUACAAUGCCUGUAGCGUUGCACUUGCGCUCCCUGACGAUGGAGAAGUGGUAGCUUGUGAUGUGUCAGAAGAUUUCAUUAAUAUUGGAAAAACAUUCUGGACGGAAGAUUGUGUGUCAAAAAUAAAGAUAAACAUCAGGCCUGCAAUUGAGACCCUUGAUGCUCUGAUAGAAGAGGGACAAGAAGGAACAUUUGACUUUGUUUUCAUCGAUGCUGACAAGGAGAAUUACGGAAGGUACUAUGAGAGAGCUUUGGUAUUAAUAAGGCAGGGAGGUAUAAUAGCUAUCGACAACACACUAUGGAGCGGAAAGGUACUCGAGGAAAAGACUUCAUUUGACGAGAGCACCAAGUCAAUCUCUGAGCUGAAUUACAAAAUCAGGAAGGACAAGCGAGUUGAUGUUUCAAUGUUGAGCCUGGGGGAUGGUACAACACUUUGUAUGAAGAACUAAUUUUACCAGUUCUAACAUUAUCCAUUCUGAUUGUACCUGGUACUGGUAUAGUUUGCACAUUGAAUGAAUUCGCAGAGAAUUUAUGUUGAUAUCUAAUAUUAGCAAAGAUUGUAGAAUAAGAACAGAAAUAGUUCUUAUGUUGAGAAAG